GACGCUAUUGCUCCAAUUGUCCCCCUGAUCCGAUCACAUAAACCCUAAAGCUCUUCGCCUUGUUAAUUUGAAUGUUCAAUUUUAUUCCAAGACAGAUCGUAAUCGUUUUGUAGAUUGAGGGAAAAAAGAAGAAGAAACAGAUGAUGCAGAGACGGAGUCCACCGAAGCAUAGGCACGACGGGACUUCGCCAUUGCCUCUCGGGCUGGAUUGGAGUCCGCCCCCUCGUAAAUGGAAUGGAAGGGAAACUGUUUGGCCUCAUGAUCCUCGAACUGGAUGGAGUUACUGUGUCACAAUACCUUCUUGGGUUGUCUUUCCGAAAUCAAGAGUUUCAGAUCCUGUUGUGUUUUACAGGGUAAAUGUAGGUAUACAAUCACAAGAUGGUGUUACAACUACACGUGGAGUAUUGAGAAGAUUUAAUGAUUUUUUGAAGCUAUUUAAUGAACUGAAAAAGGCAUAUCCCAAGAAAAGCCUCCCCCCUGCUCCACCCAAGGGUCUGUUGCGUUUGAAAAGCAGAGCUCUGUUGGAAGAGAGAAGGUGUUCACUGGAGGAGUGGAUGACAAAACUGUUAUCUGACAUUGACUUGUCCAGAAGUGUCACAGUAGCAUCCUUUCUUGAACUAGAAGCUGCCGCGAGGUCUUCAUUUCAAGAACUAAAUGAUUGCUCAUCAGAAGCUAAUAUUGUGGGAAAUAGCACAAUGUCGUCAAAUAAUGUUCCUCCCAAUUCAAGUAUAUCACAUUUUGCUGGCAGUUCGUCAAUCACAUCAGAUUAUGGUAGUGAUACUGCUUAUGAGACAUCUGAGGUUGGGACACCUAGAUUAGGGAGGGGUGACAGUUCUGAAAGUGUUUCGGGAGAUCUGACACUGGAUGAAGAUUUAACAGUUUCAAUAGAAAAACUUGUGAAGUAUGGUAUGUCCAAUAUUGAUGAGGGACUAUUCAUGGGGCAAGCAAUUUUGGAGCAGCUAGGAGAUUUUCCUAGGCAUAAAUCACAAGCCAUACACAUGAAUAAUACUUUGGGGAAAGACAUUUAUAAUGGAAAAUGGUCCAGAGCUUCAUUUAUUGCCGUUGAUGGGUUGGAACACUUUUCCGAGAUAGAUCCGACUAAGGUGGCUGGUCAUGCUCGGAAGUUAUCAACUGAAAGUGUUGGAAGCGAUGUAAGUUCUUUGAGAGGUAGUGACAUGUCGAUUUCUGGGAUUCCAAAUUCAUCCGUCAAUUGCUCUUGUGACCUUCCUGGAACUGCUGAAAUAUUAAAUACCAUGGGAACCCUUGGAAACUCCGAUCCUCAGUCUGCUGGAGAUACACAAAUAGUUCUUCCAAUGGACCAGCGUCAUAAGAUAAACAGGGUUCUUCUAAACAUGCAGAGGAGACUAGUCACUUCUAAAACUGACAUGGAGGAUCUUAUAGCCAGAUUAAAUCAAGAAAUAGCAGUCAAAGGUUAUCUUACCACAAAGGUUAAGGAUUUGGAAGUGGAACUUGAAAACACCAAACAAAAAAGUAGAGAAAACCUGCAGCAAGCUAUCCUGAUUGAAAGAGAAAAGUUUACUCAAAUGCAGUGGGAAAUGGAAGACCUUCGUCGGAAAUCAUUGGAAAUGGAGUUGAAGUUGAAUCCUAAACGGGAUGAGAAGCAAAUGACAGAGACAACCAACCAAUCUGUUGCUGUGGAGAAAGAUGCAAUGCUGCAAGAAUUAAAUGUUACUAAGGAGCAUUUGAAUGAUAUAUCAAAGCGAUAUGAAGAACUAGAGGCAAAAUCAAAAGCAGAUAUUAAAGUUCUAGUUAAAGAGGUCAAAUCUCUCAGGAAAUCCCAAAAAGAACUGAAGCAAGAGAUGGGUCAAUCACUGUCAGAAAAAUCUGAAGCCGAGGCACAACUAAAACAGGAAAGACAAAUAAUUAAGCAUGUAAGAAAUGCAAGAGAAAAAAUGCUCAAUGAUUGUCGGCUUCUUCACAACCGGCUUCUUGGAUGCAGUGUGAAUUUGUCUACAGAUGAUGAAGAUUUAAUCAAAGAGUCUUCCUCCGUUGAAGAAGCAUUGGAUUUGUUGACUACUUCUGAUGAUAAAAUCACUCUCCUACUUACUGAGGUACAACUAUUAGCCAAGGGAGAAGGCAGUGCCACUGGCGAUAUUGACAGCCAAUAUAACAAUCAAUAUGAUAUUGGAACAGAUGAUGAGUUAAGGAAGAUCAUAGCAGACAUCUUCACCGAGAACGCGAAAUUAAGAAAGCAGGUGAAUUCUCUUCUACAGCAUAGACUCAAAUGUGAUAUCAUGUCAAAGAAUAAUGAUAAGGAAUUAAUCGAGUCUGGAGAUAGAUAAAAUGGGGUUAGAACUUAGAAUAUUAUAGAAUACGAUAAGGUAACCCCCACAAUCUCCAUUACAGUUCCCAGAAAUGAAUUACAUUGAAUUUUGGGGUUACAGUUACACUAGUAAUGCAGAGAAGAAGAUGACCCUUUUUUAACACUGAUGUAUUAUAUAUUUUUAAUCAUUUGAAUAGCAAAAAAAUGAAAG
This is a messenger RNA of Hibiscus syriacus, 2495 nucleotides long. RefSeq names its product PX domain-containing protein EREL1-like. Gene Ontology annotation, molecular function: phosphatidylinositol binding. The record is from RefSeq and is a predicted model, not a curated record. Gene Ontology annotation, biological process: protein transport. Bases 141 to 2303 code for a protein of 720 amino acids. The transcript is spliced from 10 exons. Lineage: Eukaryota; Viridiplantae; Streptophyta; Magnoliopsida; Malvales; Malvaceae.